GAACGGGACGAAAUGUCACCCACUGUCUAAUAAGCUCACAUGACGUCCCACCAAUUGACACAAGUCAAAAUGACGGCAGAGCAUCCCAUUAGCACCAUAUAGAGAGUGACAGAAGGAGGGGCAAGAGUGGCUCUGGAGGGGGGGUUGGCGUUGUAGGGGGGCUAUCCCUUGAGACUGGAGAAGUGAUACUCAGAGGAGUGAGGGGAUGCCAGGGAUGGACUUCAAGUGAGGGGGAACGAGAAGAAAAGAAAUCAAGCUUAAAGCUCGACAAGCCACCACCAUGGCGAGCCUCCCCCAAGAACCGACUCAAGACCUCGCCAAACGCAGCUUCUGGAUGCCAGGGAAUUACGUACCCACGGUGCACAGAACCCAGCAGUCCUACCGGGCCUGCAACGACCUCGUGGCCUGCUUCACGGAGAGGGCCAGUGUCGAAAGGCAGUACGCCCAGCAGCUCAGCCAAUGGAGCAGCAAGUGGAAGGCCAUCGUGGAUUCUCGGCCGCUCUACGGCUCGCUGAUGACGGCCUGGCAAAGCUUCUUCACCUCCACCGAGCGCCUGUCCGCCCUCCACUUGUCCAUCUCGCAGUCUCUCGUGGCAGAGGAAGGCGUCCGGGUCAAGACCUGGCAGAGGGAGACCUUUCCCAAGAAACUCUUCUGCGGCUUCCGGGAAAGCUACGACAACAACGCCAGUUUUUCACGAGUGCAGAAACCAUGGAACAAGAAGCUGACCAAGCUGGAGAAGGCCCGGGCCACGUACCACAAGUGCUGUCAGAAGGAGCAGAGUGCCAUGGACAAAGAGAAACAAGCUAACGACGCUGAAAAUUGGAGUCCAGAGAAAAAGCAGAAGGUGACGGAGGCCAGAGAAUUGGCCACAGACGCUAAAGAAAAGGCUCGGGAGCGCUACGAGAAACUCCUGGAGGAUGUCACGAGCUACACGCCGCGCUACAUGGAGGAGAUGGAGGUCAUUUUUGAGCAGUCGCAGGAGGAGGAGAGGAAACGCAUCAGCUUCUUGAAGCAGGCCUUCCUGUCCAUCCACAGACACCUCGAUGUCACCAACAACGACAGUGUAAAGGAAGUUUACAAUGAACUCCAUCAAACUCUGAUGGCCAUCAACGAGGAGGAGGACCUCAAAUGGUGGAAGAACAAUCAUGGGCCCGGCAUGCUCACCAACUGGCCGAAGAUCCAGGAGUGGGUCCCACCGGUAAAAAAGCUGAAAAGAAAGAAGAGAGAGCAGAAAGGCAAAGAAGGCCGACCAGUGAUGAUCGGAGGCGUGAAGGUUCGAGCUCUGUAUGACUACACGGGGGAGGAGGGCGAUGAGCUCUCCUUUAAAGCAGGUGAGGAGUUCCUGAAGGUCGAGGAGGAGGAUGACCAGGGCUGGUGCCGGGGGGUCCUGAGCGGAGGGAAGGAGGGCUUCUACCCGGCCAAUUAUGUCGAACUCGUCCAGUGACGUCACUCUUCCUGAAUUAUUGUGUCCUGAAGCCAUGUCGCGCACACACACGCUCCAAUAGCUUCGGUUUCAAAUGAACAGAGAGAACUUGGAAGCCUUUCGUGAUUAAAUUAAUAAAAAACGACAGCGUACGCGUGUGUCAGUGGCAGGACUUAGGAUCACGUGGUCAAAACUUCUGCCUGUUCACGAGGUUGAUGUUUACAGCAGAACAGGGUUUCCAAAACUCUGGCGUAAAACGAGCCAAAUUGAUCAUCAGGCAGGCCGGCCAUUUUCUUGGCAACUUGACUUUGGAUGCAGGUUUUUAUUUUUUUCUGAUUAGGAAAUGUACAGUUCAUGCUACUUCAUGAUGCAUAUGUUCGGGUCCCGCGAAGGAAGUUUGGGUGUUGAGGUGAUCGCGUUUGCGGCGACCCGUGACUUUUUCCCCAAAUAAAAACAUGUCUUUCCAUCCA
Hippocampus comes (tiger tail seahorse) is the source of this 1893-nucleotide messenger RNA. RefSeq names its product protein kinase C and casein kinase II substrate protein 3-like. Bases 281 to 1444 code for a protein of 387 amino acids. The record is from RefSeq and is a predicted model, not a curated record. The transcript has 10 exons. Gene Ontology annotation, molecular function: phospholipid binding; protein binding. Gene Ontology annotation, biological process: regulation of endocytosis; cytoskeleton organization; plasma membrane tubulation. Gene Ontology annotation, cellular component: cytoplasm; plasma membrane; endosome. NCBI's taxonomy places the organism in Eukaryota, Metazoa, Chordata, Actinopteri, Syngnathiformes, Syngnathidae.